Molecule: messenger RNA, 627 nt
Organism: Clavispora lusitaniae ATCC 42720
Lineage: Eukaryota; Fungi; Ascomycota; Pichiomycetes; Serinales; Metschnikowiaceae
Gene: CDC8
Product: bifunctional thymidylate/uridylate kinase
Biological process (GO): dUDP biosynthetic process; dTTP biosynthetic process; dTDP biosynthetic process
Cellular component (GO): cytosol; nucleus; cytoplasm
Molecular function (GO): ATP binding; dTMP kinase activity; nucleoside diphosphate kinase activity
Source: RefSeq, a predicted model, not a curated record
AUGAGAGGACGCCUUAUUCUCAUUGAAGGUUUGGAUAGGUCUGGCAAAUCGACUCAGGCAGAAAAUCUUGCCUCGGCCCUCGACGCACAGCUUUACAAGUUUCCUGAUCGUCUGACGCCCGUUGGAAAACUCAUCAACGAGUACCUAGUCAACUCCAGCUUUGACCUUUCGGACGAGGCAGCUCAUCUUCUAUUCAGUGCCAACAGAUGGGAAGUGGCCCAUGAGAUGGAGGCGACCCUUCUAAGGGGCCAAAACAUCGUGUUGGACCGCUACAUUUAUUCGGGCAUUGCCUAUUCGCUAGCGAAGUCCAGCUUGAACGACUACGAGUGGCUCUACUCUCCAGACAAAGGGUUGCCCAAACCUGACUUGACCCUUUUCUUGACCAUUGACUUGGAGGAGUUGAGCAGACGCAAAGGCUGGGGCGACGAGCGCUACGAAAAGCUGGCUUUUCAGGCAAAGGUAAAGCAAUGCUUUAUGCAAAUUUUGGACCCAGAGAAAGACUCCUCGGUUGAAAUCGUCAAUGUGGACAACCUCCUGAUUGAGCAGGUAAAGGCAAAACUCAUGGAAAUUAUCAAGGAGAGAAAAGUCGACCAAACCACAGAAAAGCCUCUCGCAAAGUUUAAAUAA